AUGCACAUCAACUUGUUACCCACAAACAAGAUCAUAGUCUUUGAUGCCAAAGUUUACCGCACGUCCAGAAUUAGAUUACCCGAAGGGAUGCCAUGCGUUCCAUUCAGAGAUCCGGGCUCUACGGUAGACAAAUUCGAUUGCUUUGCUCAUGCAGUCGAAUACGACAUCGAGACAAACCAAGUUAGGCCACUCCAGGUAGCACAGGGAGAUCCAUGGUGCUCCAGCGGAGGGCUUGCACCUGAUGGUACCUUCGUGAGUACUGGUGGUUUUAACACCGGUGCGAAAACCGUUAGAUACAUGGGUCCUAACUGUCAAGGUUGUCAAUGGAGGGAAUACGACCAAAUUCUAGCAGCAGAUAGAUGGUAUGCAACUCAACAAAUCCUUCCAAAUGGAGACUUCUUUUUGAUAGGAGGACGCAAAUCAUUUAGCUACGAGUUCGUUCCAAGAGAAGGCCAAAAGAGCGAGAAACCCUACUUCUUCCCGUUCUUAUACGAAACCUCAGACUUUGACGAGAACAAUCUCUACCCUUUCGUCCACCUUUCCACUGAUGGUAACCUCUUCAUCUUCGCCAACAACCGAUCCCUUCUUCUCAACCCCAUCUCCCACAAAAUCGUCCGCACCUUCCCCGUCUUACCCGGUGGCUCCCGCAACUACCCCGCCUCCGGCAUGUCCGCCCUCCUCCCCAUUGACCUCAACGACCCCAACACCAAGGCUGAGAUCAUGGUUUGCGGCGGCAACAUUCCCGACGCCUUCCACAUUGCCGAGACAACCAAAGUCUUCCUUCCCGCUCUUCAAGACUGUAAUAGGUUGGUGAUUACGGAGCUUUAUCCUGAGUGGGAGACCGAGAUGAUGCCUUCAGGGAGAACAAUGGGAGACCUGUUGUUGCUCCCUAAUGGGCAACUGUUGCUGAUCAAUGGUGCAAGAAGGGGUACGUCUGCAUGGUGGGAUGCUGACAUGCCUAACUACACACCUGUCUUGUACACACCAGAGGAUCCCAAAGGUUUGAGGUUUAGAGAGCUUAAGCCAAGCCAGAUUGCGAGAAUGUAUCACUCUACUUCCACGUUGCUUCCCAGUGGCAAGAUUUGGGUUUCUGGAAGCAACACACACAAUACGUACAAGGACGUGGACAAGUUCCCAACUGAGACUAGAGUUGAGGCUUUCUCUCCUCCUUACUUGGAUGCCAACUUUGACGUGUAUAGGCCACAAAUUAACGAGGCUGCUUCGCAGAAAGAGAUGACGUAUGGUAGUUUGUUUGAGACUAGUUUCUCGGUGGAAGAUGGAGCUGGGUUGAACCAGAAUGAUCUUAAGGUGUCCAUGUAUUUCCCACCCUUCACCACUCAUGGUUUCUCCAUGGGACAAAGGCUCUUGUUUCUCAAGAUUAACGAGUUCAUCACAGACACCGUAGGGUUUUACAGGGUCAGAGUAGAGGCUCCACCAUCCAAUGUGAUUGCUCCCCCUGGCUACUACUUGUUAUUCGUUGUUCAUCGUGGCUUGCCUGGCAAGGCAAUGUGGGUGCACAUCCAAUAG
Messenger RNA from Sphenostylis stenocarpa, 1527 nucleotides. The record is from the annotation of a GenBank genome assembly. Lineage: Eukaryota; Viridiplantae; Streptophyta; Magnoliopsida; Fabales; Fabaceae.